Molecule: messenger RNA, 1762 nt
Organism: Molossus molossus (Pallas's mastiff bat)
Lineage: Eukaryota; Metazoa; Chordata; Mammalia; Chiroptera; Molossidae
Gene: FITM2
Product: fat storage inducing transmembrane protein 2
Exons: 2
Coding region: 22-810 (262 amino acids)
Biological process (GO): lipid droplet organization; phospholipid biosynthetic process; lipid storage
Cellular component (GO): endoplasmic reticulum membrane
Source: RefSeq, a predicted model, not a curated record
CGGUGGCCGACGAGGUCCGGCAUGGAGCAUGUAGAACGCUGCGCGUGGAUCCUCAGGGGGACGCUGGUGCGGGUGGCCGUUCGGCGCUACUUGCCGUGGGCGCUGGUGGCGUCCAUGCUGGUGGGCUCCCUCCUCAAGGAGCUCUCCCCGCUGCCCGAGAGCUACCUCAGCAACAAGCGCAACGUCCUCAACGUGUAUUUUGUCAAAGUGGCCUGGGCCUGGACCUUCUGUCUCCUCCUGCCUUUCAUUGCCCUCACCAACUAUCACCUGACGGGCAAGGCUGGCCUGGUCCUGCGGCGGCUGAGCACCCUGCUAGUGGGCACUGCCAUCUGGUAUGUCUGUACAGCCAUCUUCUCCAACGUUGAACACUACACAGGCAACUGCUACCAGUCACCAGCCCUGGAGGGGAUCAGAAAAGAGCACCAGAGUAAGCAGCAGUGCCACAGGGAAGGAGGCUUUUGGCAUGGCUUUGACAUCUCAGGUCACUCCUUCCUGCUGACCUUCUGUGCCCUCAUGAUUGUGGAGGAAAUGGCUGUGCUGCAUGGGGUGAAGACGGACCGAAGCCACCACCUCCACACUGCUAUCACCACCCUGGUCGUCGCCCUGGGCUUCCUGACCUUCAUCUGGGUGUGGAUGUUUCUGUGCACUGCCGUUUAUUUCCACAACCUGUCCCAGAAAGUAUUUGGCACCCUGUUCGGUUUGCUGGGUUGGUAUGGGACCUAUGGAUUUUGGUAUCUGAAAUCUUUUUCCCCAGGACUACCUCCCCAGAGCUCCAGUUUGAAUAUGAAGCAAGCCAGUUAUAAGAAAUAAAAGAGAGACAAAAGGAGUGACAGCAGGACAGUGGCUAAUAUAUUUUUCAUUUAUCUUUCUCAGUUAUUUGACUAAAUUAUUGUUCCUACAUCAGAGAGGAAGCUUACCAGGCAGUUUUGGUGGGUAGUGAUGGAGUCUGGGGAGUGAGUUCACUGUUCUUGGCAAUAUCACUCUGUGUCACAAGCACUACCAUGUCCAGUUAGGCACUUUUUGUCCCUGGCAAGACUUGACCCUUUUGUCCCUAGAGGGCACUAGGGCUCAGAAUCAGGGAAGUCUCUUUUGUGUGGCUGACGGGGAGGCCAGGGUCUCAGGACUCCUCUGAUUCUAGUUGUCUUUUGUUUUCAGGGCUGUUAAUGCUAUUAUUUAACAGUAUUUCCCUCUGGUCAAAAGAACCAACUGUUGCCUGGUUUUAGUAUUUGUUUUAGCCGUGGAAUGUUAAAUAUUACAAGUGACUUGUGAUUAGCUACCAAAACUCUUUAAUUGGAGUGCAUCUCAGACUGAAUAUUGGGUGAUUUUCAUGUAAUGAAUAGUGAUAAUUUUCUGUCGUUGCUGCCUAUUAUAUUUUGGUAUUUGGAGCAAUAAGAUUAUCUUUUUUUCCUUAUAAUUUGAGUGAAUGCUUUAUAGUUUUUAAUAACAACUAUGGCAUUUGUUCUUUAUCGACAGAACUCUUGAAAGUAAUUCACAAUUCCACUGCUGCACUUUGGCACGUGGGUGUAGAUUGCUUUGAGGUAUUUUUUUAGAACACUAAUUUUUAUAAACCAAACUCUUGACUUACGGUAUUAAACUCCACUUGGUGGGGCUGUUUUUUCUGUUAAGCAUAAAACCAGAAAGUUAUUUUGAUAAUAACUUGAUGAAUUUUAAGCUGAAUCAGAGUAAUUUCACAGAAUGUGUAAUUGGCUCUGGCUGGUGAGCUAAGUGGUUAGAGCAUCGGCCUGCAGACCAAAGGGUCUCA